UGUUGAAUUCAACUUGAGUUUUAUCAUUUAUGUUGUGGGUGUCUCUGCAAAGCUUGUGCAGUCUCUGCUCUGUGUUUGUGUGUAGAUCGUGAUUUUUCAUUUCCUUUUUUUUUUUUUUUGAGGUGUAAAAUUUUACUUCUGCAGAGAUCUAAACAGUUGAGAAUAAACAUGGGAGUAAAUGCUUGAUACUAUUGCCAACUCAGUACCUCAUUGAUGAUGGCGCGCUAUCAAUAUGUUUAGCAUUUUAUGCAUCAAUAACUCUGUCUCUCUCUCUCUCUCUCUCUCCUAUAAUGUGGUUUUAUGGCUCAGUGAAAUUCGUUUCCCAUAUUUUUUUUGUAGUGUUUCCAACACUGUAGUUGAAUGUGUCAAAAUUUAAAUGAUUUGUGGUAUUAUGCUUUGUUGUAUUCUUGUAGAUUUAUUUUGCCUUUAGAAAAAAAUAUGAAAUAGUAAUUGCUUGUUCUUUAUCAUAAAGCAAUUUAAUAAAUAUGCAUCACAUUCUAUCUGCUUCACAAUCUGGAGAUUUAUAGUAACUUUACUGAAUUGUGGGUUACUUUGUUAUAAGUUCUUAUCCUUAAACUGUUCGACUUCUGGGGUGAAAAUAAAGGAAAAUAUUUGGAAAGUGAUAGACUGGCCUUUGAUGUUGGUAUCUUAUAUCUGAUCUGAUUGUUACUUCAUUUGUCUCUUUGCUUUUUACUAUUUUCACACUUUUUUUCCCUUUUAUUUUGGGUAUGGUUGGUGGGAGUGGAGGUUGUUUCUCUGGUUUUCCUUUGAAGGGAUAGUAUUGCUUCUCUCUUUCGUAGUUUGGUUGGCCGAUUCGACUCAAAAUAGACUACUAAUGGUUGCAGAGUCUUGAGUCAGUUGGGCCUUAGUUAGCUUCAUCUUCUUCGCUGCUGAGAUAAUACAAUAUGCAGACCACUAAAUCGAGACCUGGCUCUCUCGAUGUCCCUCCAAAGCCUUCUCCUGCCACGCCUCGCACAGCCCGGAAGCUCAAAACUCCGGGAUCAGAUCCCGAUUCAUUUUCAUCACCAAAGAGCAAAACACCUAAAGAUAAAAGUCCUAAAGUUGUUGGUCGGUCUCCACGAAGCCCAGCAAUAGAGAAAAAGAGAGCACCGAGCAGAGUGUCUGAAUUGGAGCCUCAGCUGGCUCAGCUCCAGGACGAGAUGAAGAAGGCGAAGGAGCAACUGAGUUCGUCUGAGUCAUGGAAGAGGAAGGCUCAGCAGGAGGCUGAGGAAGCUAAGAAGCAGCUUGCAGCCAUGUCAGCUAAGCUCGAAGAAACUGAGAACCAACUGAAGGAACUCUCCGACUCUGAGGAAGCUCGGCUGCAAGAGCUACGUAAGAUAUCUCAGGAUCGAGACAGAGUUUGGCAGUCAGAACUGGAGGCUGUGCAGAAGCAGCACUCGAUGGACUCUGCUGCACUGGCUUCUGCGCUAAACGAGAUGCAGAAGCUCAAGCUUCAGUUAGAUCGGGUAACUGAGUCUGAAGCUUCUCAAGCUAGGCAUGCUGAGUCGGCUCAUGCUGAGAUUCAGAGCCUGAGAAUCGAGCUCACAGAAACUCUUGAGUUGGUGGAGAAGCUCAAGAACCAGUUGAAUGAUUGCAGAGAAUCUGAAGCUCAGGCCAUGGAGGAAGUUGGCAAAGCUCAAAUGCUGCUGGAAGUUGUGAAAACUACUGAAGAAGCACUACGGUUGGAGCAAGCCAACGCCAGGGAAUCCUACAGCUUGUUGCUGGCUGAGCUGGAGCAGUCGAAGAAUGAAGCAAAUGCACUUGAGGAACUUGUCAGCAAACUCAGGGCUGAUCUUGGUAAAAGUGAAGGUGAUGUUAAGUCCAUGUGUGAAAAUGGUGAUGAACAUGAGCAGCCAGAGAUGUUGGAACACGAGGUUGAUAGUCUGAAACGCGAAUCAGAUGAGUUAAGGGACGCGCUUGAAGCUGCUGAAAGGAGGUAUCAAGAUCAGUACCUCCAGAGCACAUUGCAGAUUAGAGAUGCAUACGAGCUAGUGAAACACUCAAAAUCAGAGGCACUGCAGAGAGAAUCCGAAUUGGUGGAGAAGUUAAAAGAAUCCCGGGUUGAGAUUGAGGAGCUGACGGCAAAGCUGAUUGAAAAGGAAAAGGCAUUGCAAAGUGUUCCAUUUGACAACAACAACAGCAACAGCUCGCUAAAUCUUGAUGUGGACGAAAACCAUGUAGAAGUAGAGCUAAACAAGUUGGAAUCCGACCUAGAAGAUCUGAAAGCAAGCUUAUUGGAGAAGGAGACGCAGCUCCAAAGCAUCACAGAAGAAAACAAGAUGCUCAAAUCCGAAAUCUUGAAAAGGGAGAUGGAGAAAAACAAGGCAAACGACGAGGCCCUUGCUUCAACAGAGGCAGCAAGAGCUGCUGAAAGAGAGGCCCUGAUGAAGCUCGGAUACCUAACUGAAGAGGCCGAUAAAAGCUGCAGAAGAACCACGAGGGUCACUGAAGAGCUCGAUGCUGCUCAGGCUGCAAACUCUGAGAUGGAGGCUGAGUUGAGGAGGCUGAAGGUGCAGUCGGACCAGUGGAGGAAGGCGGCUGAGGCAGCUGCGGCGAUGCUCUCCACUGGAAACAACAACGGGAAGUACGUCGAAAGAACAGGAUCCUUGGACUACCACACAAUUGGCGGCAAGUUAGGCCUGCCUUACUCUGAAGAUACAGAUGAUGAGUCCCCCAAGAAGAAAAAUGGGAACAUGCUGAAGAAGAUUGGUGUGUUGUUGAAGAAAGGGCAGAAGUAGACGACAUAAACAAAGUUUUAAGGUUUCACUUCAUUUUCCUAAAUAAUCGAAUGCAGUUCUUGAUCUGAUCCAUUUGUGACUUGUUACAGGCAUAUUCUUGUCUGAAAUUUGCAGGAGAACUAAUGCAGACAGUUACUAGCAGUAAUCUUGUAUAGUUAUUAUGCGCAACUGUUAUGAGCUCUCUCUCCCCCCCAUUUUGUGUAACCUGCAAUUUGUGCUGGUUUUUGGAGGAAAUUUGUUGUAUGGUUUAUUAGUUAGUUGUUUGAGCUGUUGUAUUAUAUUAUUGGUUGGUUUAAGACCUCUUUAUCUUUGAAAUACAAGAUAUGUAUUCUAAUGUUUUGUUUUUA
Salvia miltiorrhiza (redroot sage) is the source of this 3085-nucleotide messenger RNA. Its product is annotated as interactor of constitutive active ROPs 2, chloroplastic. The transcript is spliced from 4 exons. The record is from RefSeq and is a predicted model, not a curated record. Lineage: Eukaryota; Viridiplantae; Streptophyta; Magnoliopsida; Lamiales; Lamiaceae. Bases 906 to 2738 code for a protein of 610 amino acids.